AUGGGCAGGAAAGUGGCUAAUAACGAUCCGAAUGUCGAUUCCUUCUUACGAAAGGUACAAGAAUUAGAUGCCAAGAAGAAGAAAGAAGACAAUGAACGAGUUCUCAAAUUGGAAGAGGAGGUAGAAUCGAAAAGGUCGAAAGUCGGCGAUUUGGAUGAGCUGAGGAGGUCAAAGUCCAAAUCAAACGGCCCUCCUCAAAGACCUCAAAAGCCAGAUUCGUUGAGAUCAGGGUCAGAAGAAGAGUACAAUGAUAUUCAGCUGAUACAUCCUAUUGCAAGGGAUGAAGAGAAACAAAAGAUGGACUCGGAGGAAGAAGCUGCCCCUCAAUUGCCAAAACGUCCAAAAAAUUCCAUUCUAGAGUUUCCAGAGAAGAACUCAUUUGUAGAUUCUUUGCCCAACUUUAAUAACAGCAAAGCUCCCAAGGUCAUACGAAGUGAGGACGUUUUGAGGAAACCAAAGCGAGAUUUUGUUAUUAACAAAGGUAACCGGAUUGGAAGAGAAGAAGUUACUCAUGACGAUGGAAAAGAUGAAAAUCCUCCUGCAUUACCACUACGGAGGUCAAACGUGACGAUAAAUGAGGGAACAAAAGAGAAGCCAAACGCUGCAUUAAAACUGGGUACUCAGAAAGACAUCAAAACGAAGGAGAAUGCCGAAACUGAAAGGAAACCAUUGAUUCCCUCUAAACCUACAAGUUUGAAGGUUUUGAAGCCAGAAACUACAGUAUCUUUGAAAAUUUCUACUCCUCCUCCUCCGGCCCCCAAACCAAGAAAUCAAAAGAAGGAGCCAGUCAUCGAAGAAAAUAAUGAUGAUUCAGUGGUGGAAAGUUUGAAAAAACUCUCACCAAAGCCAAAGACCCCAGCCAAACCAAGCUCUUUACAAGUGCCCUCAAAGCCAAUAACUACCAAGCCUGCACCUUUGAAACCUACAAAACCCAAAGAUUUGGCGAAAGGCCUUGACUCAAAUCCACCAGAAGCUGUUGUCAAGGCGAAGGAAAUAAAAUCCAAGCCUUUAAUACUUCCGAAGAAGGCUAGUAAGAGUAACUUUAAUCAACCGCAGGAAGAUAUAUUGCAGUCACAAUUGCAGAAACUAAGAGAAUCCAAGUCUAGUGGUAAGAAUCAUAAUUUCAACGCAGCUCAAGAAACAAUAUUUAACGCUCAAUUGAAUGGACUGAGGUCCAGAAAACCAGACCAGAACCAAUCUAAGGGAUUGUUACCAAAAAGAUCAGAAACAUUCUCAUCUAAGCCUGUUCCUAUUCCAUUUAUGGUAGAUCCAUCGUCCAGCAAGGUGCUAGAGAAAUCCUUGACAAAAUCCCGAACCAUUGAUGGAUCCGACGUAGGAUUAUCACAAGAACAUCAUCAGAGUCUGUCCCAUCCAAACAUGACUCGAGCCAAAGGCCCCAAAAGGAGACUUCCUAAGACGCUCAGCAACCCAGAAGCAAUCAAACAACCACAACCUACAUCCUCUACUACCAGCUUGGGCAAGAAAGUGCCUCCUCCCAAGCCAUCCAAGAAGAGAAUUGUCUCCAACAGUGAACUAUUCCUAUAG
Messenger RNA from Komagataella phaffii GS115, 1545 nucleotides. RefSeq lists its product as hypothetical. The coding region runs from base 1 to 1545 and encodes 514 amino acids. The transcript has a single exon. The record is from RefSeq and is a predicted model, not a curated record. NCBI's taxonomy places the organism in Eukaryota, Fungi, Ascomycota, Pichiomycetes, Pichiales, Pichiaceae.